This is a messenger RNA of Penicillium canescens, 1257 nucleotides long. RefSeq lists its product as uncharacterized. Lineage: Eukaryota; Fungi; Ascomycota; Eurotiomycetes; Eurotiales; Aspergillaceae. The transcript is spliced from 2 exons. The record is from RefSeq and is a predicted model, not a curated record. Bases 1 to 1257 code for a protein of 418 amino acids.
AUGUACAUUCCUGAAAAACGUGCGAAUGAUUCGCACAAGAACAAGAUCUUCAUCAUUUGUGCAUCGUCCAUUAUUUUCGUGAUUGCCCUAUGCGUGGGCAUCUUCUUCCUGUCCAGAUAUCUCCGCCAGCGUCACUCCGAGCCCAGAUAUAUCCCCGGGAAAUACCUCAAACUGAAAUGGAGGCAGUGGCGACCAGGGACUGCCUCGUACGGGCAAGUUCCAAACCAAUCGAAUGCAAAUACCCAAGACACCUCAUAUGGCGGAGCUGGAUCAGCACCAGAAAUGCAAACUGCUGAUGGCGUCCGCCGGGAAACAUCCAUCCGCUCAAUCAUGACACUACCGCCCUACUCACCCAAUCCAAAGCCGACCGAGCAAAUUAUCGCACGGGAAGGCGAGCGCGGUGGAAUGGACAUGGUCGUGGAAUAUCCCGAAACUGCCGAAGAACAGGAAACCCGACGUGAAGAGCAAAUGGACUCACUCUACCAGCUUCGCCUCCAGCGUCGCCAGGAACUGGCCGAUCGCGAGGCCCGGCGCCGGGAACGACGGGAAGCCCGGUCGCGCGGCGACUCCACCCGCCUUGAACAACUUGCCGCCGAAUCCCGCGCCAGAUCGCAGGCUCGCCGCCCAGGGAGCAAUGCAAGCAGCGGUGUUAAUGUAGCCGCGGCACUGGCCGAGCACCAAUCGCGAGAACGGGACCGCCGCAUUUCAAGCGUCAGCUAUGCUGAAAUUGGACAUGUCCGCCACGACGGCUCGCGGCUUCGAGCAGACUCCCAUGAUUCAGACCGCUACCCGCUGCUACAGCAGGAUUCUGCAUCGAUGGAGGAUCCUUCCAGCCGGGAAUCCCGAGUCCAAUCCUUUGCCUCGUCAAUUCACAGUCAGUCAACUGGUGCCACUGAGCUGGAACCUCUCACUCUAGCGCAGACCACAACGCGUGGAUCGAGUCGGCCGCAAUCGCAAACUGAUGAGGGGGAUCUGGGCACUCUUAACAUGCCCCCGCCUCCGGAGUAUGACCAUUUGGACUGGGGUGAUGCCCCUGCAUACCAGAGCCCGGUCGCCGACCGACAUGAGCAGCCUCAGCGAUUACCUAGUAUCUCGCGCUUGCCUUCUAUCCAUGUAAACCUGCCGAGUCCAAUGACUGUCUCGCCGGUUACGCCAACGCAGGGCACCUUCCAAACUAUCAGUGAAUCUUCUUCUACGCCGACUAUCAGACAGGUGUCGGCCGAGUCGAGGACAUCCGACUCCGCUCAGGCUUCCUGA